Messenger RNA from Betta splendens (Siamese fighting fish), 702 nucleotides. It is a transcript of the gene ucmaa, whose product is annotated as upper zone of growth plate and cartilage matrix associated a. Bases 103 to 501 code for a protein of 132 amino acids. The record is from RefSeq and is a predicted model, not a curated record. Gene Ontology annotation, biological process: regulation of osteoblast differentiation; embryonic skeletal system development. NCBI's taxonomy places the organism in Eukaryota, Metazoa, Chordata, Actinopteri, Anabantiformes, Osphronemidae. Gene Ontology annotation, cellular component: extracellular matrix. The transcript has 5 exons.
CUACCUUCCUCCAUUCCCCCCUCUCAUCCUUCCUUGCUUCCUCAGUCGGGCUCGGUUAGAUGUGCUGUUAGGUCCAGUCAAGGCUUUGUCCUUCCUCUCAAGAUGUCCUGGACUCAAGUCUCGGUCGUCUCUUUGUCCGCCCUCCUCCUCAUCCUCACCAUUUCCAGUUUUGCGGAAGGCGCAGCCGUACGGGACGACUCCAAACCGGACAAUCCCAGAGGUGCAGCACAGCGGGUGUUUGUGCCUGAGACAGAUGCGUCGAGCUUCUUCAAACGCCGCGGCCGUCGCUCAGUCCGAUACUAUGAGCUCCAAGUGGAGCAAAGGAUGAAGAUCUCCGCGAGCGAGCAGAGGAGGGAGUACAAUGAGGAGCAGAGGGACGAGUACGAGAAUUACCUGGAGGAGGACCGCGACGAGCAAGGUGAGAGAACGAGGGAAACGACUGAGCAGAUGCGAGAGUAUCACUACGAUGGGCUGUAUCCUCGUUAUCACUGGUUCCACUGAGGGUGACCAUUUUGGAUGAGUCCAAACAAUAAAAUGUAUCAAAACUACAGUUUUAUUAUAAGCUAAACAUUUGCAUGCUUGUAUACUAUGUACAUAUUAGGUAUACAGUGUACCACAUUUUGUCUUUCACCAGAUGUUUUUGCUAAGAAGCUGAAUUUAGGUUUUGAAGUAAACCAAUCAAAUAAAGACAAGUUUCCUUAA